Messenger RNA from Folsomia candida, 2603 nucleotides. RefSeq lists its product as uncharacterized. The record is from RefSeq and is a predicted model, not a curated record. Bases 287 to 2428 code for a protein of 713 amino acids. Lineage: Eukaryota; Metazoa; Arthropoda; Collembola; Entomobryomorpha; Isotomidae. The transcript has 4 exons.
UGUCUCAACUUGCCUCCUCCAAAAGUCUCAAUUUAUUGUGUGCAAGACAACAACGAAACGAGACGACUACGACAAAAUGUGGUCGUCUCCACGAUUGCUUGACUUUUAGUGCCUAGUUACCCUUAAGGGAGACUAACGUUACCUAGAUACUUAAAGUCAAGCAAUCGUGGGUCGUCUCAGUAUCAAUUUUUGUACGAUUUUUAGCCAGAUUUUCAGUGUGAUAAGAGGAUUUUUAGUCUCAAUUAGAGUAAUUUAAUAGUCAUAAUUAAUUAACCGAAUAAUAAUAAUGCUCCCUAACGAAACCACUUGUCCGAAAUCGGUUUCAAAAUGUUCACCCUCAUCAACUACGCCGAAACCAUCCUCCAUUCCGAUCUCCUCCCCUCGGCGAAUUGGUCCCAUUGUUUCUCCUCAGUUUUCACCCCCUGAAGAUGCGUCGCCACCAUCCCCCGUGAAAUCGAAUCCCUGGGCGAGUGCGAAUCUUCCUCCCUUGGCGUCACAGCAAGUGCCCCUCCUCCAAAACAGGAUCGUCCACCUGACCGCGAUUCUCGACAGGGUUCGCACCGACCUGGAAAGGAAGCAGGUCGUGCAUGACAGAGACAUGCGAUUUGUUCGAAAUCUCCUCUACACCUUAAACGUGAAAGGGUACACUUCAAUAACGGACCAGAACGGGAUGGUGGUCGACCUGGCGAACUGCAAGGGCGAAUAUCUCCUCGAGAUGAAGGGCGGUUGUCGGUCAGUCGACGACUCGUCACAACAGAAACCAAGAGUUAAACGGAUCUGGGGGAACGAGUUUUAUUACAAGGCGAUCAUUGGAAAUCAGGAGAAGGCGAUUCAAACCUUGGCACAGCAGUUGGCAGAAACUCACGCAAAAAAUUUAGUAAUUCCACCGAAAGAGGAAGAAUCCCCUCCCACCAGAGUGACCGUGUCAUCGAUGACAAAUCCUUCUCCUUCUGAAUCAUCAGAUCUCGCUGAAAUCACGACUCUCCUCGAAACAACGUGUUCCCGUCAUCCCGACGUGUUCUACGCGUUGAGAAAUUCCCACGAGGUGGGUCCACAGGAUGAAACAGGCGGAGGAGGAGAAAAAGAGGACAACAAAUCGUCCCCGAAAUCUCCACGGACAAUUUCCCUGAGUGAGAGUGGGAUCGUGGAAAAAAUCUUGGACAGAUGUAAAAGUCGAAUUCCCGUCGUUGUGAAAUGUGGAUCUUCUGAUUCUACUCAAGUUGGUGAGACGACGACGACGACUGAUUGGAGUAAUUGUGGAGGAGAAGAGGGUGAUAUCGGAGUCAGUCCCCGGCCUAGUUUCACGACCCCGACGCCACCCGCUCCCCCACCGAAAAGUGGUAACGUUUCCUCUUCCAGUGAUGAUUCCUCUGGUCCCAACGGCCCAACGGCGUCUUCUCCUUCUUCGAUUGAGCUUCUCGACUUUGAAAAGUUUAUUGGAGCAGCGGUACUCCAACUUCGGGGACAGAGAACGAUUUCUAUCCAGCAGCCAACAACCCCGCCGAGGAGCAUCAGUGCCGGUGGGAAAGUUUGUUCGAGUGGGGAACAAGACGGUGGAGAAGACGUGACCAUUACUACUGGUCGAAAAUCGCCAAGAAAUAGUGAUCCGGACAAUUUGAAUAUUCCUUUGAAGAAGAAAAAUCGUAAUAUUUCCAAGUCGGCCAAGAUUGAUGCCAAACUUUUAAGAACGAAUCAACCAAUUGCUUCCACUGGACCACAAAACAGGCUCUGUUUACUACUUCCUACCAUCCAACCAAGCGAUAAUAAUAAGGUUGUGACGACAAAAUCAACUUCCGGUGGUUCUUUAGAGAAUUGUGAGAAUAUAAAAGCCUUAUUUCCGAUCCCGACCCUUGUCCCGACAACGACAAAGAGAACAACGAAGACAAGGCCACGUUCGGACAAUGCAAGUAGUGGUUCUGGCAGGACGACGAGAUCUCAACCUGCUGCCAAUUCUAGCAAUAAUAAUAGACCGAUCAGCCCACUUGGUAAUACGAUUAUGUUCGCGACGGCAAUCACCCCAAUCCCACAGCAACAAUGUCGACCUAAAGAAAAGUCGUCAUCGUCACCAAUUCUUGCAGUAUUGUCCCCAUCACCGCGAGGAGGAGGUGGAGGACAUCCAUCUCCCAUCGUGACCACCCGACCAGUGGUCAACAAAAAACAGCAGAUGCGAUGCAAGUCGAGCUAUAACAAUCGACCCUCCGACCGUUUAUCACCACUCCCACUUGCGACGAGAAGUCAGGACGAUGGGAUAGCGAUUUAUUCUUCGUACCAAUUGACGGCGCAACGACCUCGUUCAGCGGAUGGAGGUGGGGUCGACUUGACGACACGGCCGGGAAUGAGUUGUCCCUACUGUUUGCAGGAGUUUGAUAAGAACAUGUCCCCCAUGGAGGUGCGGACUCAUUUGGAGAAACAUGUGGCGCAAAGGUGAUGAUAAUUUAUAUGGGAGAAUGAGAAUUAAUCUCAAUAUUUUGUUAUUUCGUCGAUUUUGUCUCAAUCUACCUCGCUUUAAUAAUAAAGACUGUAGCAAAUAAAUAACUUAAGUUAUGACGCAAUUAAUUAAGAAUUUGCAAGCACUCAGCAGAGGUCUGCUAUGUAUAAUAAAA